CAUCCGCAGCUUAUAGCAGGGUGCAGCGGCCGGCCAGUGCUGAGCGCUGACGCGACCGCUGCGUCCGAGCUUGCGUUACACGCCCGCGAAUGUAUCCGGUCCUCUUGUCCAGACUCAAAGAAAGACUUUUUUUCUUCCUUUCGAGAAUGUUUUUUUUCCCUCUGUAGUAGUAGCAGUUGUUGUUGUUUGUUUGAUGGAGGAUUUGGUGGCUACACACCAUAACUUUGCUGUGGACUUGUGCAACGCUACAGACAAAGCGAGUGUGGAGCGACCAACCGUGGCCCCUCCGGACCGGAGCAAAGCACACAGACUGCCUCGUGCACCCCGUGGAUGAGCUCCACGCUGUUUCGUAGAACUCUCUAUCUCUUCUAGUACGUGGAGCCGUGGACUUGCCCAGAACUUGUCAGCGAGCGAGCGAGGAACGGGAUGUGCAAGUACCCUCCGGUCCGAGCCUGAGCGUCGUCGGAGUUGACGGGCGCGGGGUAAAGCGGGUGGACUGUGAAGCUUCACCCUCGGUCAGGCCCCCGCGCGUUCCCACCACGCGCGCGAGUCGCGAGAAGCAGAGUCCAUGUCCAUGCCCAUUCGGCCGGUCGUUCACACACACCGCAUUCACGCACGAGCGCGUGGCCGCGGGAGAAGCAGAGACUUGCUUCCCACGCCUUUUCCUUUUGGCCUCCGUAUCCAUCGGUAUCUCUAAUUUCCCCCGCGCGCCGCGCUUUUGCCACACGCCAAACACCUUCCAUGUUCUAAACUUGCAGUCCUUCCUAAUCCCAAGAACAAGCAAUAGCAUCCCCCAUCCCCCCUAUAUAUAAACAAACGCACCUGGCACCCGCCACAAAAAGGACUCAGCAACGCAAGGCCAGCUCGAGACAAGUCAGGGCCAACAGAAACAACCACCACCACAGCAGCACGCGAGAAACAAACAAGAAGAGCAAGCAAGCAAGCAGAUCGCAACAACCGCGCGCGGCAUGGCGAUGGCCGUGAGCGGGAGGUGGACGCGGGUGAGGACGCUGGGCCGCGGCGCGUCGGGCGCGGAGGUGUUCCUGGCCGCCGACCAGGCGUCGGGGGAUCUGUUCGCGGUCAAGUGCGCGCCGGCGGCGGCGGGCGCGGAGCUGCUGCGGCGGGAGCGCGCGCUCAUGGCGGGCCUCCGCUCGCCGCACGUCGUCCCAUGCAUCGGCGGCCGCGCGGGGCGCGACGGCUCGUACCAGCUCUUCCUCGAGUACGCGCCCGGCGGGUCGCUGGCCGACGUGGCCGCGGCCCGGAGCGGCGGGCGGCUCGAGGAGCGCGCCGUCGCGGCGUACGCGGCCGACGUGGCCGCGGGGCUCGCGUACGUCCACGCCGCCGGCCUCGUGCACGGCGACGUCAAGCCGCGGAACGUGGUCGUCGGCGCCGACGGCCGCGCCAAGCUCGCCGACUUCGGGUGCGCGAGGAGGGCCGCGGACGACGACGCCGCGCUGCCGAUCGGCGGCACGCCGGCGUUCAUGGCGCCGGAGGUGGCGCGCGCGGAGGCGCAGGGCCCGCCUGCCGACGUCUGGGCGCUGGGCUGCACCGUCCUCGCGAUGGCCACCGGCCGCGCGCCGUGGGCCGCCGCCGCCGGCGACGUGCUUGCCGCGGUGCGCCUCAUCGGGUACACGGACGCCGUCCCCGAGGUGCCCCAGUGGCUGUCCGCCGAGGCCAAGGACUUCCUGGGCCGGUGCCUGGCGCGGCGCCCCGGCGACCGGUCCACGGCGGCGCAGCUGCUCGAGCACCCGUUCGUCGCCUCCAAGAGCACGCUGGACCUGGACGGCGCCAAGGGCACGUGGGUGUCGCCAAAGAGCACGCUGGACGCGGCAUUCUGGGAGUCCGAGAGCGACAGCGACAGCGACGACGACCACCGCCACCACCACGACGUCGACGUCGACGCGGUGUCGGCACAGAGCACCGCCGACAGGAUCGGCGCGUUGGCCUGCCCUGCUUCGGCGCUGCCGGACUGGUGGGACUCCGACGAGGGCUGGAUCGACGUGCUCUCCGCACCAGCCGAAGCAUCGUCCGACGCGACGGUGGACGAGGGCCCUUGCGUCGGCGACGGCGGUGCCGGAACAGAGGAAGAAGAGAGGGCAGACCAGGCCGCCGAGCCCCUCGACACGGACGCCGACGGCGCCCACAAUGCAGGAGAAGCUGACGCUAGCCCGCCUGAUCGCGAGUGGCAUCUCCGUGUGAGUUCACCCUGUGAUGGUGAAAUGCAAUGUACUAGAUUGUUGUGUGACACAAACAACAAUGCAAUGGAUUUCCUUCUUUCCACCACCCCAAAUUUGCCCUGUUUAUCGGUCGGCUUCAUGGAUUUCAAGAAUCUCUGUUCUUUCCUUUCCUCCCAUUCUGUUUCUGGCAUAGGAUCGCCGAGUCGAACAUUCUCGUUAGCUGCUACGAAUUCACACACGUAA
Zea mays is the source of this 2420-nucleotide messenger RNA. RefSeq names its product mitogen-activated protein kinase kinase kinase 17. The record is from RefSeq and is a predicted model, not a curated record. The transcript has a single exon. Bases 969 to 2420 code for a protein of 483 amino acids. Gene Ontology annotation, molecular function: protein kinase activity; ATP binding. Lineage: Eukaryota; Viridiplantae; Streptophyta; Magnoliopsida; Poales; Poaceae. Gene Ontology annotation, biological process: signal transduction; protein phosphorylation.